AAUGAAACAAACAAAUACAUUUUUAGUGGAAAUUGUUACUUCUCAAGCGUAUGCUCCGUUUACAAGAUUUGCGAAAUCACGAUUUUUCGUAAUAAUUAACUCUUUAAAUUUCUUAGAAAUGUUUUGAUGUAUGAACAAUUCGUUGUUUAACUGUACAAUAAGAGUGUUUUAUAAAAUUUUUCGUGAAAAUGGAUGAAGAUCUUCUUGCCGAUGAUGGACAGUUCAAGGAUGACGGCCUAGAUGAACUUGAUCUUGAUGAGGAAGCUGCCCUUCUAGGUUUAAGUGAUGAAGAGAUUGAAGACAAAAGGAAUUUAAAUGAUGAUCCAGAUGUAGAAUAUUUUGAUGAAGAGGGAAAUCCUGUAGAGAUAGGUGAAAAUAAUGCUGACUUGUAUGAAGUUGCCAAUGUGCGGAAAUCUGACUCUGCAGAUGAAGAUAUAUUAGAUCUUAAUCUAGAUGAUGAACUCGACAGUUUUAUGCAAGAUGAUGUAGAUUCGUCACCAAUUGAGACUCCUAAAAAAGCUUAUGAGAAACAAAAAGGAAAUUUAAUUUCUCUUACUUCAAGAAAAGAGUUGGAAAAAGUGCACACAAUAAAAAGGAAAGAGUCCAUUUCUAGUCCUAAUAUAGAAAUUGAAACUACCAGUAAUACCAUCGCCUAUGUUAGCAAAAGUCUAACCUCAUCUCAACGUCUAGUUCCAGACUCAAAUGACGAAAUGGAAUUUGAUGAAGAAAGCGAAGAUGAGGAUGAUCACAGGGAACGCUUUAGAUCUGAAAGAAGUAAUAUAAUAACUUUGACUCCUGCUAAAAAGAGAACAGAUAUUCCUGACACUUUAGAUUCCGUCAUAAGUCAAGAAGAAACAGCUAAAGUUCAAGCAUUUCUAGAAAAUGAGCAAAAACGAAAAAUGCGCUUUAAAGGCAGGCCUUUACCUAGAAUGAAGAGUGCAACUUAUAGCCGCAACCCUCAACCUUUUAUGAACAAGCAGCAAAAUCAAGCACCACAAUAUUCUCCUCCAGAGCCUUCAGUUCCUCCUGUUUCUACGCAAUCACGUAAAAUUCUCAUAAAUCCUCAUUUCCGAGGAGUUCUUGUUCCCCCGACUUCUGGAGAAACUUCCAUGGCAUGUGAAAAUGCUCCAGCACCCAUUUCAAUGCCUUCAUAUGAUCAGCCUCCCCAGAAUUUAAUGCCCCCUGUGUAUUCUCAUCAGGAUAUGCAAUCCCCAAUGAAUGUUGCUCCACCGAUUUAUAGUUCUCCUCCUGCAAUGCAGUAUAAUCCUCCUGAUUAUCCUCCUCAGCCCCCUAUUAUUCAGCAGGCUCCGCCAUCACAUUCUCCUGUUGUAUGGCAAACACAACCACCACCAGAUAUGCCACCUCCUGUUUCAUAUUCUGCUCCACCUCCACCUGUUAUGAAUUAUGCAUCUCAACCUCCUCCUAGUUACCAGAACAAUUACAAUUCAAACAACUUUCAAAAUCCAAAUUUCCAAGCGCCUCCUCCUCCAGUUCCUAUUCCUCAAGGUGUUUCUUACAAUCAACCUCCACUACCUUUCCACAUGCAGCCACCAACAUAUACUUCUCCUCCAGUCAGCUCUGUACAAACGAGCAUCCCCCAUCCUGGAUAUCAUAACACCCAACCUAGUCAGGAACCGUAUCAUCAAAUGAAAAUGGCUCAGUCAGUUACUCCUCAUUAUCAGCAGAAUAUUUUUCCUCCAAAUCAGCAUUCACAACCACACCACCAAAAUACUUUACAUCAAAAUCGACCUCUGCAGCAAAAUCAACGACCAUUGCAACAAAACUUACGACCUUUACAGCAAAACCAACAGAUGCGUCAAAAUCAGUUUCAAAGGAAACAAAGUCUGCAGCAAAAUCAGCGUUUUCCACGACAAGGAGAAAAAAGGCCUUUAAAUUCUAAUAUUAAGGAAGUCCCAAUGAAAAUUGCUCGUACAGAUUCUAUACCUGCUAGAAAGAAUACUCGUAUGAUUAACUCGAAUAUCAAGGAAAUUCCAUUAGUUGAUACAAUGUCUUCUCUAAAACCUGCAACUUCCCAAUCAAAAGCUGUGGUUGAAGAAGAGGAUGAAGAAACCAAAGAAUUGCGAAUGAAAAUCGAAGAACAAAAAAGGCUUAGAGAACAAAUUUUGAAGCAGAAAGAAGAGCGUCGCAGACAGAUGGCUGCACAGAGACUUACGGAGUUGAAAAAAAGACAAGCCUCACAAAAUAAAAAUGUCAUAUCUCUAACUCAGACCAAAAUUGAGCCCUCUAAUCCUGUUCGACAACAGCCACAACCUGUUUUUCAACAAAAGCUAAGUGUGAAAGAAAGAAUUGGAGUGCCCCCGACUAAUGUGACACCAGUUGCUAAAAAGAAGAUUGUGGUGCUGAGGAAAAAGCCGGUUCAACCUGCUCCCACUGUAAAUGCUGCUGAACCAAAAAUGGCUGUUUUAAAGACACAGAAAACUGGUAAUGAGAAUGUACCUAUGCAAAACAAAGUCGCUGCUAAUAAACAGCUCAUCAAUAAUGUUCCCAAUCAAACGGCACCCAAGAAUGUAACACCAACAGCUGCUCCAAAGAAAAAAAUAAUUUCUCUAAAAAAAGUUACUGGAACGAAUAAACAAGAAAUCACACCCUCCCCUUCUUCAAAUACAAAUCAACAGAAAAGUGUUUCUAACCCUGUAAAACCCAACAUCAAGCAAACUCGCAAAGGUCCAAUUCAGUCACGUCUAGGAAAUAGACCUGGAUUUCAAAAGAAAGAAUUUAAAAAUCCCCGUGGACCUUUCCAACAAAGAUCUGGGCCACCACCACCUCUUCGAUUCCAAGGUCCUAGAGGGCCACAGUUCUCAACUCCUCCUUUUAUGGACCAACCAAGAAUGAGGGGUCCAGCUCCCGGGCCACCAAUGAAUGAAAUGAGAAUGCCUAUGCCACCAGCUCAUUCAUUCCAUGAACCGAGACCACCGCUUCUAGCCUUUAGGCCCCCUGGGGAGCGACCACAUUUUAAUCAGUUUAGAUUUGAAUCUAAUCGACCAUCAUUCCACCCCCAAAACCCAGGUGACAUGAACCGCCCACGAUUUCAUCCCCAAGAUAUGAACCAUCCUGAUUUUCAUGGUCCGCAACCAAAUGAACAUCAUCAGUUUGGUCCUCCUGGACAUUUUGAUCAUCCUAAUCAACAAUUUCACCCUGGACAUAGACCACAAAGACCUGGGUUUCAAAACUUCCGACCCAGAGGAAUGGACAUGUUUCCUCCUGAUCGCUUCCCGCCUCCCCACUUCCACAACCAAGUAAAUCAACCUAGACAGUUCUUUGAUUCAAAUAACCCAAUGCCUCACCGAGCACCAUUUUAUCAGGACUCUAAUCGAAAGCAAAGAUUUUCAAGGCCUAAUGCUGCUCAACAAAAGCAAAUGUCUACUCAGCGUGAAACUAAGCAACAGCCAAAACCAGUUGAACCCCCUAAAAAUGAAAAGUUGCCAGCAAAAAGCCCAGUGGCUGAUGAAACAAAUGCAAAUCAGAUAAAUCCAAAAUCUGGACCACAACCAGAAAACUCUUCAAGUGAUACUGUUUGUGUUGAAAAUUUAUCAUCCUCAACAGAUGUGGGACAGUUACGGAAAUUAUGCUCUGCAGUUGGAGUUGUGAAGAAUAUUAACUUAGUGAAAAAUGAAAGAAAAGCUGUUAUAAAAUUUAAAGAAGCACAACAAGCUCUGAGCUUUCAGAAGAAAUAUCAAAGAUACAUGCUGGACCUUGCUAUGAUUCAGGUGUCUCUACUCCCCUAAUUACUGAAGUUAUUUUGGUGAUUCUUAAAGUGAACUAUUCCAAAACUUGAAGAAAGAAGAUAUAAUUAGGACUUUUUUAUAUUAAUUGCUUGUUUUUUCUCAUAAUACAUUUUUUCGAAAAAUUGCUAUUAUUCAUAUAGCUUUAUUUAAGCUAUUUUACCUCCAAAUCAAAAGCAAUGUGGCUGAUAUAGUUUUUGUAGUUUUGUACAAUGCUAUUUGUAUUUUAGCUGUUUUGCAAACAGGUAAUGUGUUCAAAUAUAAAUGUAAGUGAAUUGUUGAGUUUCUAUGCAUUAAAGUAAAAAUGCAUGUUUUUAUUCAUUUGCCUGUGUCUGAAUUUUAUAUUUCAUGAUUCUGAAAAUUUUGAAAACUCAUCCUUGUUACUUCUGUAGUUUAUUAUUGUAAUCAUACAAGCAAAUUUCUUUUUAAAAGAAAUCUUUGAUUUUUUUUAAAUCAUUUAAACAUUUUUUUUAAUUAAUCUUAAGCUGUUGUGUAUGAAGAAAAAAUUUUGUAUUUUAUCUUUAUUGCUUUUCUGUCUGUCCUUACAUCAGCUUUUAGAUUUUCAGUUUGCGAGGGAUGAAUCAGUGUAUAAAAUUAUAUAUUUAACAAAUGCUGACAAAAAAAAUUCUAUCACAUUUUUACUUGGAUUUUUUUUUUAAUUUGUUCAGUCAUUCUCUUUUGUUGAGUGCAUUUAACGUGUAGCUAAUCUAUUUCUUCAUUGAAAGACUCAUUUAAACCUAAUAAGAAGCAUUUUUUGCUUUUUUUUCUGGGAGAAGACUAUCGGGAUAUUUUAUGCAAUCCGUUUGUGUUAGCCGAUAGAUUUUUCUUUUUAUAAAUGUUUUGUAUUCAGUUUGUAAUUUAUUUUUCCAGUAAGUGAUCACCUAUGUUAGUUUUUAUUUUUAAAAAAAAAUAAUAUAUGUAACAAGCAAAUUUUCUUGAAUUAUUCAUUUUCUUCCUCCAUAGUUUUUUUCUUCUUUUCAAAAUGUUACCGAAUUUUAACAUAAUUAACAUCCUCUGAGUGCUUUUGCAGAUACAUCAUUUAUCUGAACAUCAGUAUACAUCAUUUCUUGCUAUUUGACAUAAUGCAUAAAGCUGUUUUGCUGACAGUUUCCUUAUUUAUUAAUCCAAAGAAAGUGGUUCUUUGCAUAAAGGAAAGACAAUUAAAUAAUGGAAUGUAUGUUAGCUAAAAUAUUGUGAUUCAAUAGUGCUCACAAUACUAUAUAUUAUUUUUUGCACUUUAAGUUAGUUUUAUCUUUCUGGUUCUUUUUCAUUGGUCUUGUUUUAUUUUUUUAUGGUUAUUUUUUCUUGAGAUAUUAUUAUUAAACUUUCAUGUUCUGUAAAAUUUAAGAUUUCUUACUUGGUGUCUUUACACUGGUAAAUUCACUUUACUCAGUUUCUAUUAAAAUUCAAUUGAGUGAAAACAAUUUUUUGUAAUUGAUUGUAAUUUUUUUAUUAUUAUUAAAAAGACCACGUUCAUACUUUUGUACUAUCGGAUAAUAAUUAGCUACUAUAUGAAUUAAAUUCCAUUUCUUUUACCAAUAUAGGGAAAUGUAGCAUUUAAUUUAGGUAGAUUUGAUCUGAUUCUUCAGUUAUUUAUUUUUGCAGCUAAUUUUGUACUUAUUCAAAAUUUUAAUUUGACUUCUCCUUCAUUUGUGAACAGUGUUGAUUGAGAACAGUGAAAUUCUGUUUUCUUUGUGCAAAAUAUUUUUAAUAGUGAUUGUUAAUUCUGUCUGCUUUUUAUUUAAGCCUAUUUUUCUUUCUAUUCAUUUUCAGUUCUGAUUCAUUUGUUUGUCAGUCUAUAUUAAACUGAUAAAUUUCUCUUUGGUGGUUUUGGAAAAGUUAAAAUUUUAGGGCUUCUAAAUUAUCUUCAUAGUGAUUGUAAAUUUUCUUUUAGAUUUUGUUUCUUUUUUCGUCCAUGUUGAUAAGUUCAAAGAGUUUUAACUGGGUUAUUUUAUUUAAUUUAAAUAAAGUAUUACUAAUUUGCUAGUUGACUCUUAAAAAUUUAAGUUUUAAAUUACUUAGCUGUUUAUUUUCUAUUUAUUUUUUUUAAAAAGAGAGAUAUAUUGUCAAUUUAUUUAAAACUGUGCAUUCGACGAUCAUUUUUCUAAAAUAUUUACAAUUAUAUGCAGUUUACCUGCAACAUCGCAAAUUAAUUCAUCUUUGACUUAUACUAUUUAAAAAAUGUAUCAACUUUGAAUAUACAUUGUCAUUUCUUCAGUCACAUUGCUUUCUAUUAUCAUGGAAUGUUGAAUUCCCAUGAAUGUGUUCUAUUUAAUUUAAUUGAUGUUAUAAUAUAGCCUUUCCUUAUGUUAUUACUAUAUUAUAUUUUAUUUUGUAUGAAAUGAUAAAUGUAACAAAAAUUUCAAUCGACUUUUGUUUUGUGAAUUUAAAUGCAUCUAAGAUGAAGCUCUGAAUAGUUGUAUUCUGAUUCAAAAAUUAAAGAAUUAUAGAAAUA
This is a messenger RNA of Parasteatoda tepidariorum (common house spider), 6198 nucleotides long. The record is from RefSeq and is a predicted model, not a curated record. Lineage: Eukaryota; Metazoa; Arthropoda; Arachnida; Araneae; Theridiidae.